This is a messenger RNA of Closterium sp. NIES-65, 1533 nucleotides long. NCBI's taxonomy places the organism in Eukaryota, Viridiplantae, Streptophyta, Zygnematophyceae, Desmidiales, Closteriaceae. The record is from the annotation of a GenBank genome assembly.
AUGGGCGCCGUGUCCCUCGCCGUGAUAUACGGCGGCAUCGUCGUGUUCGCGCCGCUCGCGCCCGCCGUGAUCCGUUACUUGCGGCCGCGAGGCGCCAUGCUGGUGGGCAUGUCGGGGUACUGCGCGUACAUCGCCGCCAACGCCGUCGACUCCAGCUGGGUGCUGCUGCUGUCCGCGGGGUACUUGGGCGCGAGCGCGUCCGUGCUGUGGGUGGCGCAGGGGCUGUACAGCGUCAUGCUCGCGCGCGGACACGCCGCCGCCGCGGGCGUGGCGGAGCAAGCAGCAAUCGCGGAGUUCAGCGGAAUCUUCUGGGGGAUCUUCGCGGCGAACCAGGUGGUGGGGAACGCCGUCACCUUCCUCGUCUGCCAGCUCAUGGCGCUCCUCUUCCCCCCCGCGCCCUCUUCGCUUGCAACUCCCGUUGCGCCUUCUCCUGAGAGUCUACCUCCCGCUACAGUCACGGUGUUAAUAGUUACGUUCCUGCUGUUCCUCGCGCUGGCCGCCGCGCUCACGUGGCGUCUGACUGACCUGUCAGAGGAUCACCCCCUCUGCUGCUCCGCGCCCGCUCCCCCCGUGGAUGGUCCAGAGGUGGGGGUAGGGAGAUGUGGCAUUACCGGGGAAGACGAGGAGGAGGGGAGUGAGAGGGGGGAUGAGGGGGAGGGGAAGGCUUUGCUGGGAGGCGAAGGGGUUGCGGGGCGAUCAGCGGAGUGGGGGGCAGUGGAACAGUCAGGGACGGCAGGAGGGGCGGGGGAGAGUGCGAGCAGCAGGGCAAAAGGGGGGCGCAGCGCAUGGGAGUUGCUGGGGGAGCGGCGGCUGCAGCUGCUGCUGCCUCUGCUGCUGUACAUCGGGCUGCAGUCCGCCUUCGUUGCGGCGGACUUCACACUGUACGUGGUGCGCCCAGCGCUGGGAGUGGCGUGGAUCGGCGGGGUCAUGUCCGUGUUUGGCGUCGCCAACAGCCUCGUGAGCUGCCUUCUCCCCUGCUUGCAUGCCAUGCCCCCUGCCGUAUCAUCACUGCAGCCCUCCAUAUUCUCCCUGCAUUCACAUGGCAUCAGGCUUGCAUGCUGCAGGGAGCAUCGUCCCACUCGCUCCCUCGCGACUUUCUCCCUCUCUCUCCCACCCCCACUCGUCCCCGGCCAGGCGUGCAUGGCAGCGGCGCGCCUGUCAUCGGGGCUGCACUCCAUACUCGCCACGCUGCUCAUCGGUGCCGCCUGCCAGAUCGCCGUGCUGCUCUCCCUCAUGCUCCUCACAACCUUCACCGCCCCCUCGUGGUGGGCCUUCACAGUGGUGUUGCUGCAGGCAGUGCUGUGGGGGGUGGGAGAUGCCGCCUUCCAGUCGCAGAUCAACGCACUGCUGCCACUCGCCUUCCCUCGAGACAUGGACGCCUCGUUUGCGCACAUGAAGAUGUGGACCAGUGCAGCCUCCUCCCUCAUGUUCCUCCUCAGCCCGCACCUCUCCAUGCCCGCCAAAGCAGCCUUCCUCACUGCCUCCUGUGCCGUCUCUCUGCCUCUCAUGCUUGCGGUUGUGCAUGUUCCAUAG